CUUUGAGCCCGGAGUACCGCGGUGAAUCCCGCCGAACGGAGAUGCCAGCAACUUUGUUGACUAAAUUCCUGAACCAGCCUGAACUGCUGGGCUAAAAAUAACAGACGUUCAGCACGCAGUGCUGGCGGGGCCGCGCAGUGUCACCGGUGUGGGCAGGCCGGAAGGUCCCGCUGCCGUCACGCUGGGGAGCUACGGGGUCACGGCCGGCGGGGCGGCGAGGCAUCGAGGCACCAAGGGGAGCCCUCUACCCGCCGAUAUCCUACAGCGGUCCCAUCGCGGACACGAGACCCCGGAGGGCCCCCUUGCGGGGCCCCCGCACGCACAAGUCCUCUAAGCCUGCAGUGCCCCGCGGCGGCCACCAGAGGGCCCUGACCCUCGCGCUGGCGGCCGGUCAUCACCCCUUCUCACAGCUGUUCCCCGCAGGAGAUUGACAGCUGGACUCCGGGUUGCCAUGGGGAUAGGCAAAUGAGGGCGGCGGGUCUGGAGCUCCGAUUGGCCUGGGGGCGCGCGCCCCUCCCAGGGAGGCGGGUCCGGGCGCCGGCUCCAUAAAGAGGAGCGCGAGACUCGGCGCUCGGCCGUGGAGGCGGGGCCGGUUGUACGCGGGCGGAGCGCGGGGAGCCCGAGCAGCCACCCGCCCCGCCAGCCACUGGCCCGGCCGCCAGCCGGGCACGGGGAGAGCGGCCGGCCUGCGCCCGCCGCGGAGCGGCCCCGGGCCACCCGAGAGGCCGGCCGGCGGCGUCCCCAGCGGCCGCACCUGAGUUGGCUGCGCGAAACUUUUCCUCGCGCGCCUUGGUGCCCCCUCCCGGCCCCGCCGCCUGCGGGAGCGAAGUGGGGAAGAGGCCCGCGGCUCCUCCCCACCCCCGCCUCCCGUCGGGGUACAGCCGGGCGCGGCGGUGGGGCCGGGCCCCAAGCGAUGGCCACGGAGCUGGCGAUGGGCGCCGAGCUGCCCAGCAGCCCGCUGGCCAUCGAAUACGUCAACGACUUCGACCUGAUGAAGUUCGAGGUGAAGAAGGAACCGCCCGAGGCUGAGCGCUUCUGCCACCGCUUACCGCCCGGCUCUCUCUCCUCGACGCCGCUCAGCACACCCUGCUCGUCGGUGCCCUCCUCUCCCAGCUUCUGCGCACCCAGCCCGGGCACCGGCGGCGGCGGCGUGGGCGGCAGCGCGGCGCAGGCCGGGGGAGCCCCGGGGCCGACGAGCGGGGGCCCUGGCGCCGUCGGGGGCGCCUCGGGAAAGGCAGCGCUGGAGGAUCUGUACUGGAUGAGCGGCUACCAGCACCACCUGAACCCCGAGGCGCUCAACCUGACGCCUGAGGACGCGGUGGAAGCGCUCAUUGGCAGCGGCCACCACGCCGGGCACCAUGGCGCGCACCACCCCGCGGCCUACGAGGCCUUCCGGGGCCAGGGCUUCGGCGGUGGCGGCGCGGACGACAUGGGCGCCGGCCAUCACCACGGCGCGCACCACAGUGCCCACCACCACCACGCCGCCCACCACCACCACCACCACCACCACGCCGGCGCGGGCCACGGUGGCGGCGGCGCGGGCCACCACGUGCGCCUGGAGGAGCGCUUCUCCGACGACCAGCUGGUGUCCAUGUCGGUGCGCGAGCUGAACCGGCAGCUCCGCGGCUUCAGUAAGGAGGAGGUCAUCAGGCUGAAGCAGAAGCGGCGCACGCUCAAGAAUCGCGGCUACGCGCAGUCGUGCCGCUUCAAGCGGGUGCAGCAGCGGCACAUUCUGGAGAGCGAGAAGUGCCAGCUCCAGAGCCAGGUGGAGCAGCUGAAGCUGGAGGUGGGGCGCCUGGCCAAGGAGCGGGACCUGUACAAGGAGAAAUACGAGAAGCUGGCGGGCCGGGGUGGCCCCGGGGGCACGGGCGGGGCCGGCUUCUCGCGGGAGUCCUCGCCGCCGCAGGCCGGCCCCGGCGGGGCCAAGGGCGCGCCCGACUUCUUCCUGUGAGCGGCGCACCCCGAGCCUACGCGGCCGCCGGGAAGAGCCUCGGACUACGCGGCCCGGGACGAGGACGCAAGGCCGGCUGAGCCCCCGCCUCGGGCCGGGCCCGGUGCGCCGCGUGCCCUGCGCCCCGCUGCAACGUCCGCUGCCGCCUUCCCGGGCGCCACGACUGCCGUGCGUGCGGGGCGCGGCGACUUCGGCGAAGCUGAGCCAGGUCGAACUUCCUUCCGGGCGUCCCCUGUACAUAUGCCGCUCGCGGUUUCCCGCCCCGACCUGCCCCUGCCCGCCGAGAGGGGCCGCGGCGCCGUCCCUCGAUCCCGGGCACCCUGUGCGCCCCGCCGUCCUUCGUUUUCUUUCUUUUUGCCGUCCUUUCUUGCCCUUUUUUACUUAUUUUUAAACCGGUCUUUUUUCGAAGUAUUAAUAUUUAUUUUGCUCGAUCAGAAAAGCCCCGAGUCGCCCUCGGACGUCUGCGUGUCCCAGCAUGUGUCGCUCGCUCAGAGGGGCCCUGCCCCUGCCUGCCCCCCUGCCUUCAACCCUGCCACCGGCAUCCCCGAGAGACUGAAGCCACGGAGCGUUAUCCACGCCGCGUCCAGUCCCGCCGCCGCGCUGCUCUCCCCGGGGGAGGGGGCCGGCCCGGGCUCCAGUGCUGCUAUUUCUCUAUGCACUAGAUCGUAUUUAUGACUCCUGGGGAAAUAUAUCUUAUUUUAACCUUCAAAAGAAGUGAAAGGGAAAAAAAGUAAUGCACAGUAUUUCUAGCAGGAAAAAAACAUUUUUUAAGAGGAGGUUUUGACCUGAACCUCCUAGCAUGGGGGCGGGUGGAGAAAGUGUUUUUAUUUUAAUUUAAAUUGUGUUUCGUUUUGUUCGUGGAAUCUUUUUCAAAGCCUGAUGGCUCUUGGGACUAGGCGGGAGAAGGGCGGAGAGGCCGGUGCGCAGGCCCCCGCAGCGCGCCGCCCGGACUCCCGCGGGCACCGCGCGCCCCCUCGCCCGCUCCUGCUGAGCGCGCUCUGAGCGGGAGACGCGCCGACUCGUUGAAAGUUCUGUUGCUUUGUUCGGUUUUGUUGUGUUAUUUUUUUCAUUUGCUACGAAAGUGAGGAAACGGUUUAAAAAAAAACACACACAAAGGCAAAAUAAAUCCGUUUACAUCCA
Manis javanica (Malayan pangolin) is the source of this 3091-nucleotide messenger RNA. RefSeq names its product MAF bZIP transcription factor A (gene MAFA). Gene Ontology annotation, biological process: regulation of transcription by RNA polymerase II; response to glucose; insulin secretion. Lineage: Eukaryota; Metazoa; Chordata; Mammalia; Pholidota; Manidae. Gene Ontology annotation, cellular component: nucleus. Gene Ontology annotation, molecular function: DNA-binding transcription factor activity, RNA polymerase II-specific; RNA polymerase II cis-regulatory region sequence-specific DNA binding. The record is from RefSeq and is a predicted model, not a curated record.